This is a messenger RNA of Prunus armeniaca (apricot), 294 nucleotides long. The record is from the annotation of a GenBank genome assembly. Lineage: Eukaryota; Viridiplantae; Streptophyta; Magnoliopsida; Rosales; Rosaceae.
AUGAGGGACAAGGGAGAGUGCUAUGCUGAUGAGCCCACUUUUGAUUCUUGUUCUCUUGGCAUAAGAGCAAGUCCAGCAGUGGAGGCUGGGCUCGGGCUGGGGGAGGUUAAGGCCGAAAAAUGGUUUCCAGCAACAAAAGGUGGCCCGGGCAGGAGGUGGAGCCCAGCAGACUGGGCUGGCCCUAUGGGGAGAAGAGCCCGCGCGCUGGCCCGAGGGCUGGUCCACGUGGCGUCCUCUCAGCUCUCGGAUCGCUUUUGUCCUCCAAUCCAACGGCAGCCAAUUUUUGUGCAAUAA